This is a messenger RNA of Thecamonas trahens ATCC 50062, 765 nucleotides long. RefSeq lists its product as uncharacterized. The record is from RefSeq and is a predicted model, not a curated record. NCBI's taxonomy places the organism in Eukaryota, Apusomonadida, Apusomonadidae. The coding region runs from base 1 to 765 and encodes 254 amino acids. The transcript is spliced from 2 exons.
AUGUCCCUCCCAGACGAAGACGAAGUCGAACGACUCCUCCGCCAGACCGCCGAGGCUGUUGCUCUCGAACAGGGCGUACUCUCACACAAUGCUCAUCAUGCCGACCAUGACCUCGCUGCUCGCUUUGCCGCUCUUGCCGGUGCUGACGAUGACCAAGCUGCCGAUGCGCUUCUCGAGCAGAUUGCUGAUGAGAUCCAUGCCGAUGAAGAGGCUGGUGAUGCCUAUGAGCGUGCCAGUGCCUACGCCAUGGCUCAGAGGCUGGAGAGGCUCAAGGCUGCCGCUGCGGGAGAUGCUCGCACUCCGGUUGCUCAUCCGGAUAUGCAGGUCGCUACGCAUGAUCCACAUGCUGCUUUGACCGCUCUGGACGCCCUGCCCGUCGUGGAUGCUGCCGGCCGCCUGCAAUCGCCAGGAGUGAGCGCUCGCCCGCCGCAGAUCGGGAAGGGGAAGCGCAACCACAAGAGGCGCAAGGAGAAGCGCAUGAAGAGGAAGAAGAAGGAGCAGCAGCAGCAGCACUCGUCGUCAAGCGCCUCGUACUCGGCAUCGAUCUCGUACUCGGACUACGAUAGCGAUGUCUCGGACGACGACUCGGACGACGACUCGGACGCCGGCCUCACUCCGGAGCAGAUGUACUACAAGGCCCGUGCGAGGGAAAAGGCCGGCCUGGCUCUCGAGAAGGAGCUCCUGGCCAAGCAGCGGGCGGCAAGGGGCCGCGACAAGAAGCCGGUCGCUCCUGCUGACGACGACAAAAAGUGCUCCAUCCAGUGA